CAGAUAUGGACACUCAUGGGUUGAAAUGUUUUACGUUCAGUAUAGCAAUGAUAGGAACAAAUGGUACUGCUAUGGGUCGGAAAAUGGUCAUAAGAUAUUUCAAGGAAAUGAAAACAGUGAAACUGUGAAAAUUUUUGUUCUUCACUUGGAUUCGAUUUUUGCACGCUACAUUCGGAUUAAUCCACGUACCUGGAACAACAGCAUUUGUCUACGAACUGAGAUCUACGGAUGCCCAUACAACCCAGAAAAAGACUACGACACUCGUCGGCCUAUGUAUCAGGCCUGUGGACUGGAUCAUCCCACAUCUCCACCAACUACAACACCUCCUCCUCAUACUACUUCUGCAGAGCAGAUAAUAGGAGACAUACCAAUAUCGCAGUUUAGCAUUAUCCUUCAGGAUGGUCCCAUAGUCAAGACGUCGAAAUUAUUCCCUGUUCGUGUCGGACCACAUGAUGGUACAAAAGUCCAAUAUCGAUGGGAACUUGAAGACGAAGAACUGGUCAAAACUCAGAAGAUGAAAUUAAAGGCUUAA
Molecule: messenger RNA, 532 nt
Organism: Pocillopora verrucosa
Lineage: Eukaryota; Metazoa; Cnidaria; Anthozoa; Scleractinia; Pocilloporidae
Product: inactive carboxypeptidase-like protein X2
Source: RefSeq, a predicted model, not a curated record